AAGCCGGGCUGGGCUGCGCCGCGCGGGCGGUGAGCGGCGGCUCCGGUCCCCUCAGCGCGGACCCGAAGGGGUUCGGGCCGCUCGGGCCGGCAAUGGCGGCGGCGGCCGAGCCUGGGGCCCGCGCCUGGCUGGGCGGCGGCUCCCCGCGCCCCGGCAGCCCGGCCUGCAGCCCCGUGCUGGGCGCAGGAGGCCGCGCGCGCCCGGGGCCGGGGCCGGAGCGGGCGGGCGCCAGAGCCCCGGGCCCCGCCGCCGCGCCGGGACACAGCUUCCGGAAGGUGACGCUCACCAAGCCCACCUUCUGCCACCUCUGCUCCGACUUCAUCUGGGGGCUGGCCGGCUUCCUGUGCGACGUCUGCAAUUUCAUGUCCCACGAGAAGUGCCUGAAGCACGUGAGGACCCCAUGCACGAGUGUGGCGCCCAGCCUGGUCCGGGUGGCUGUGGCCCAUUGCUUCGGCCCCCGCGGACUCUACAAGCGGAAGUUCUGUGGUGUCUGCCGCAAGGUCUUGGAGGCGCCCGCGCUCCGCUGCGAAGUGUGUGAGCUGCACCUCCACCCAGACUGUGUGCCCUUCGCCUGCAGUGACUGCCGCCAGUGCCACCAGGAUGGGCACCAGGACCACGACACCCACCACCACCACUGGCGGGAGGGGAACCUACCCUCGGGAGCACGCUGUGAGGUCUGCAGGAAGACGUGCGGCUCCUCUGACGUGCUGGCCGGCGUGCGCUGCGAGUGGUGUGGAGUCCAGGCACACUCUGUCUGCUCUGCGGCCCUGGCCCCCGAGUGCGGCUUCGGACGCCUCCGCUCCCUGGUCCUGCCGCCUGCAUGCGUGCGCCUGCUGCCUGGCGGCUUCAGUAAGACUCAGAGCUUCCGCAUCGCCGAGACCAUGGAGCCAGGUGACGGGGGAGACGGUGCGGAUGGGAGUGCUGCUGCGGGGCCAGGCAGAGAGACGCCGGUGCCUCCAGAGUCCGGGAAGAAAACACUGAAGAUCUUCGAUGGCGAUGAAGCGGUGAGGAGAAGCCAGUUCCGCCUCAUCACGGUGUCCCGUCUAGCCAGUGUGGAGGAGGUGUUGGAGGCCGCGCUCCGGGCCCACCACAUCCCCGAGGACCCUGGCCACCUGGAGCUGUGCCCGCUGCCCCCUUCCUCACAGGCCUGUGACGCCUGGUCUGGGGGCAAGGCCGGGAGUGCUGUGAUCUCAGAGGAGGGCAGAAGCCCAGGGUCUGGGGAGGCCACGCCGGAGGCCUGGGUCAUCCGGGCUCUGCCUCGGGCCCAGGAGGUCCUGAAGAUCUACCCUGGCUGGCUCAAGGUGGGCGUGGCCUACGUGUCCGUGCGAGUGACCCCGCAGAGCACCGCCCGGUCCGUGGUGCUGGAGGUCCUGCCGCUACUCGGCCGCCAGGCCGAGGGUCCUGAGAGCUUCCAGCUGGUAGAGGUGGCAAUGGGCUGCAGGCACGUCCAGCGGACCGUGCUGGCGGAUGAACAGCCCCUGCUGGCCCGGCUACAGGAUAUCCGGCAGGUGUCCGUGCGGCAGCUGAGCCAGACGCGGUUCUACGUGGCAGAGAGCAGGAAUGUGGCCCCGCACAUCUCCCUGUUCGUUGGCGGCCUGCCUCCCGGCCUGGCCCCCGAGGAGUACAGCAGCCUGUUGCUUGAGGCUGUGGCUGUCGAAGCCACUAUGGUGUCUGUGAGUCACGUCUACUCCUCCCAAGGUGCGGUAGUGCUGGACGUCGCCUGCUGUGCAGAGGCUGAGCGGCUGUACGCGAUGCUCAAGGACACGGCUGUGCAGGGUCGCCUGCUCACUGCCCUGGUGCUCCCUGACUUGCUGCACACGAGGCUGCCCCCAGACAGCCGUCCCCUCCUUGUGUUCGUGAACCCCAAGAGUGGAGGCCUCAAGGGCCGAGACCUGCUCUGCAGCUUCCGGAAGCUGCUGAACCCCCACCAGGUCUUUGAUCUGACCAACGGGGGUCCUCUUCCUGGGCUCCACGUGUUCUCCCAGGUGCCCUGCUUCCGGGUGCUGGUGUGCGGUGGCGACGGCACCGUGGGCUGGGUGCUCGGCGCCCUGGAGGAGACGCGGCACCGACUGGCCUGCCCGGAGCCUUCUGUGGCCAUCUUGCCCUUGGGCACAGGGAACGACCUUGGCCGAGUCCUCCGCUGGGGGGCGGGCUACAGCGGUGAGGACCCCUUCUCCGUGCUGCUGUCUGUGGACGAGGCUGAUGCUGUGCUCAUGGACCGCUGGACCAUCCUGCUGGAUGCACAUGAGGCUGGCAGUGUAGAGAACGGCAGGGCAGACGCAGAGCCCCCCAAGAUCGUGCAGAUGAGUAACUACUGUGGCAUUGGCAUUGACGCGGAGCUGAGCCUGGACUUCCACCAGGCACGGGAAGAGGAGCCUGGCAAGUUCACAAGCAGGCUGCACAACAAGGGUGUGUACGUGCGGGUGGGGCUGCAGAAGAUCAGCCACUCUCGGGGCCUGCACAAGGAGAUCCGGCUGCAGGUGGAGCGGCAGGAGGUGGAACUGCCCAGCAUCGAGGGCCUCAUCUUCAUCAACAUCCCCAGUUGGGGCUCGGGGGCCGACUUGUGGGGCUCCGACAAUGACGCCAGGUUUGAGAAGCCGCGCAUGGAUGAUGGGCUGCUGGAGGUGGUGGGUGUGACGGGUGUCGUGCACAUGGGCCAGGUCCAGGGCGGGCUGCGCUCCGGAAUCCGGAUCGCCCAGGGUUCCUACUUCAGAGUCACGCUCCUCAAGGCCACCCCGGUGCAGGUGGACGGGGAGCCCUGGAUCCAGGCCCCUGGACACAUGAUCAUCUCAGCUGCAGGCCCUAAGGUCCACAUGCUGAGGAAGGCCAAGCAGAAGCCGAGGAGGGCCGGGACCACCAGGGAUGUCCAGGUGGAUGCCGCGCCUGCCCCUGAGGGCGAUCCUAGGUAGGGGUGGCCGGGGCUCCUGCGGUCUCUGCCCCCACUGGUGUGUUUUCAGGUGGUCUGGAGGCAGCUGUGUCCACACAGUGGCCAGCCCCGUGGUCCGACCUGGCUUCAGCCCUGACUGCAGACCUUCCUGGGCCUGGAGCGGGACCAGCCCUCAUCCCAUUGGUGCCACACAUGGGUGUCACCACCUUCAUCCCACUGGAGACUGCUGUGCAGGUGGCAGUGUGUCCCACGUCCCGCGUGGGCACGGGCUCUGGCUGGCAAGCCCUCUGCCCUGUGGGGGCCCAGUCCUCUCUUGGAGGGUGAGCACCCAUCCCUCCAUACCUCUCCCCACUGAGCCCCUUGAGCUGGACAGUGCUGGACGCAGGCCGUCCAGGUGGGUCUGACCUUGCUUUGUGCCCCUCAGGCUGUGCCCCUGGCUGGUCCUUCACAGCAGCAGGCUCCCUGGCAUGUCCCUGUCCCAGCACACAUGCUGACAACCCCUCUAGCCUCACUUCGCCACCCCCGGCAGCCCCUGGCAGGCAGCGUUUAUCGGGCUGCCAGGUGGUGGUGACUGGUGACUUCCUCGUGUGUCUCGGGGGAGUGGAGAAGGUGCCUUCGUUUUCUGGCCUUGUUAUCUAUAGAUGGCAGCUUGGACCCCAAGUGCAGCCGCAGGGGUAGGCAGUGCCCGGCUGCCCUUUCCUAGUGCCUGUGCUGGGGGAGGAGAACCUCUGUCCGCAUGGAGGGCAAGUCUUGGGUGCCGCCCUGACAGCACCGUAGCGUGCAUCUGCUCCUCAGCCCUCAGGGUGGGCACUUAGCACGCAGAAGGGACCAGAAGCAGGGCCCAGCGGUGCAGAGGAGCUGGAGGUGUAAAUAGCUCUAUGCGUGUGGUGGAGCUGGCUUUCAGUCCCAGACCCCACGCUAGCACUUUCUGCGCUGCUUGAAAGCCGUUGACGUGUAGUUUCGUGUUUGUGUGAGCUGCUGUGCUCGGCCCUGUCCCUCGUCAGCAUGUGGAGAUCCUGCUCCUGCAGUGCCCCUGCUCCCAUGCCCCCAGACAGCUCAAUGGAGGGGGCUGCGUCUGGGCCAGACUGGGGUGCAUCCAGAGACAAAGCUGCUUCCACGUGCUCAAGGAUUCAGACGGCACACUAGCUCUGGGAGGAGUCUGACCAAAAAUUAUGCCGCCUCUGCGGGAAGCCUCCUGACUCCCCCCACGAGAAAUGGUCCCAGAGUCCCGGUCGCGCCCUUUCCCUUGUGGGGCACAGCUGGCCUGGGCCUCCUAUUCUGGGCCAGGGCUUUCCUGGGUGUGGCCUUGACCUCAGAAGUGGCUCUGGUUUGGCCCCAGGAGUAUGUGGCCUGGCCCAGCCUGCAGCCUCCUGGCAAGCCCUUGGUGCCACUAACCCCCCAGCGCCGCCCCCCUCCCCGCCGCUUCUGCCAAAACUGCACAGACAUGCAUUGUCAGGCCACUUGUGGCCUCCAGUGUACACACCUGUUUACGUCAUCUGUCCCACCGUCAAAACCAGCCCCUUGUGUGUGACUAGUUUCGCUUCGCAAGUCUUGGUGUGUAACUGUGGUAAGGGGAUUGUCCUGUGUGAGCGAGCCUAUGCCCUGCACACUGGGCCCCUGUGUAUUUAUCGCUGCCUGAAUGCAACAGUAAUUUAUAUCUGGGACAAAUACAGACUGGGCAUCACUGUCC
Molecule: messenger RNA, 4577 nt
Organism: Cebus imitator (Panamanian white-faced capuchin)
Lineage: Eukaryota; Metazoa; Chordata; Mammalia; Primates; Cebidae
Gene: DGKQ
Product: diacylglycerol kinase theta
Exons: 23
Coding region: 93-2909 (938 amino acids)
Biological process (GO): lipid phosphorylation; diacylglycerol metabolic process; intracellular signal transduction
Molecular function (GO): ATP-dependent diacylglycerol kinase activity
Source: RefSeq, a predicted model, not a curated record